Acaulospora colombiana is the source of this 131-nucleotide messenger RNA. Lineage: Eukaryota; Fungi; Glomeromycota; Glomeromycetes; Diversisporales; Acaulosporaceae. The record is from the annotation of a GenBank genome assembly.
UGGCUUGGGAAGUCGAAUAUAUCGAAACAGUUGAAGUAAUGUGGAGUAAAAGUCUCGUUCAGGCCGAGUUGUACGGCUUGGAGUUAGAACGUUUAAAGUCCGUCAUACAGAGAGAAUCUGCAGAGAAAUAG